ACCGAUAACAUUAGUUGCAUCACCAUCAGAUCGUUCAUGAAGAAAUGGGAAAUUGAGUUGCAUUCUUGCAGCCCCUGGCACUGCCUGAGAAGAUCAAGAUCCGCAAUAAAAAUUCCAUGCGAAUGCAGCGUGCUUCAGAUCCAAAUCAAUGUAAUGCUUCGAGUAAUGGUUCUUUUUCUUUCCGAAAGUCGAGAAGAUCUUUAAAUCCUUCACGCCCGGGUGGAUCGACACGGCAGUAAGAUCUUCAAAUUGAUCGAGUGGUAGUUUCUGGCGUUCUGAAGAUGAGCUCAUGUCCAUAACUUCUGCUGAUUUACUUUUUCAUUGUCUCCUUGCCUCUCACCCAAACACAACAUGGCUCUGGUCGUCUCGCGCUAUUUGCACUCACGUACUUGAUUUAAACACUUUUUUCUUGAACUUGACUGAACUUCAACAUCACCAUGGCAUCGUGAUUGGCUUUGCUUGACCGGAUCCACAGGGACCUACUGUUUUGGAGGAGCAGUGGGAGUGGCCUCAGGAUGGGGCACAAAAGUAACCCGUACAAGAAAGCGCGUUCCGCCUUCCGCUGGAAGGUACAAAUCUUUUUGCCGUUUUGAUUUUUUGUCGGAUAUGUAUUUUGAGCCUGCAAAAGACGAAGAGGAAUACUUCGUUGAUGCUUGUCUUGCGCAAAACCAAGCUAGCCUCCCCCACAAUGGGAGAUCUGGUAUUCCACACGCGCGAAAGCAAAGGUCGAAAGCGAAACCAUCGGGCGAGGAGGAACAUUCUCUUGCUCGGUCAAAGGCUAUUCGAACAGUGUAUUUUAAUCAUAGCACGACCACCAGCAACAUGAAAUUCGAUUUUCCUGUAGCGACAAAUUUUCUCUUGGCAAUUCAAAAGAUCGAAUAAACGAUACUACAGUGGAAGAAGAAGCGCACGCGUCGUUUGCAAAAGAAGAGAAGGAAGAUGCGUCAGCGCUCCAAGUAA
This is a messenger RNA of Amoebophrya sp. A120, 960 nucleotides long. Lineage: Eukaryota; Dinophyceae; Syndiniales; Amoebophryaceae. The record is from the annotation of a GenBank genome assembly.